AAUUUUAUUUGACUUUAAUUGUAAAUAUGUCUCACGACUGUGGUAUUGCAACGGGCAGCAUGGGCGCCCGUGCACACGGCCUUCCCUCCCUCUCACUCCCUCCAUCCCCCUUUGCCCCUAACCCCUUCCCUCCCCUUGCUUUCCCCUCUUGUCGUUUCUUCGGUGGUAGCUGACGACACUAGCGCCAUCUGAGCUUAGUUUAUUUAAGGCCUUGCGCCCCCUAACUCUUCCUGUUUCGACGCUGGGACACCGACCGAUCUACACGCCCUUUAAGGUACGGUUGACUUCAAAUUGAGUGAUUGCGGAAGGGACGCGGUGGCCGCUCCCGAAAUGUAACGUAAAUGUUAUAAUUCUCCUUUCUUGUUAUUUCGAAAUUAUUGUUUUGGCCGCCACCUUGUAAAUUCCGAUUAGUAUUUUCUGUGGGUUUUCCUCCCGUUGUCAACCGUGCCUCGUAAGAUGUUUUCGUUAUUUUUCUUUGUUCAUUUGGUGGUGUAUCCCAGCGUUGGCAGCCAAGGUGAUCAGGUUUAGUUUGUUUGUGUAUUUACGUUCCCUGUUCGUCAUAAGUAUUUAAAGGGCAAAGUUAAAUUUUAUAUAUGAUAUACUGCAUGUAAACUUUUGUUCAAGUUGACAUCGCGUCGUGUAAUAAGGGUCUUCUCCCCCGUGUGUCUAAUGGGACCGUGUAUAAAUCAUGUAUCAAUAAUUAAUGUGUUAUAAAUUGAACAUGUGUAAUUAUCUUCUGCAAUUGUUGAUCGCCUUGAUUUUAUAACAGUCGUUCGGGAAACGUCUCGUUUGAUGGUAAUUUCACUGUUGAUUAUUUGUUUGUUGUUAGUGCAAGGCAAUCAGUUUACCACUCUGAGAAAACCCCUCCCAGAAGGGGCCUAAAGUGUUAUAGAAAUUAUUCACUACCACGCGGGUGCAACUCUGCGCUACUCUGCUGUCUCAGAGUUUCUGUGUUUUCUGUUUGUCUGUUUCAUGACCAUGGCUAUUGCCGGUGGAGUGUCGUGGAUUUACCAACUGCAUCGUGAGGACCUGGUGCUCCACUUAGAGGAAAAUGGGCUUACUGUUGCCCCAGGGGAAACCGUGGUUUCCAUGCGGUCCCGUCUCGUGCAGUUCGUGCGAGAGUCGAGUGCCUCCCCCCCGGGAGACCCGCCGCGGCAGUCUCCUCCGGACCGCACUUCGUUGCAACUAAAAAAAUGCUGGGAAAAUAUGAAGAUGAAAAAGAGGAAGGAGCUGGCUGCAGAAUCCCGGUAUAGAAUGGGAACAGGGGGUGGACAUUUCAUCCUCAGCAAGCCUGCACAUGAUGGAGCAGUGCCUCACUUAACUGAAAAUCUUGGUUUUCUCUGGGACAGAGAUGCUGUUGCAGUGGAAGAGGCAGCUGCUGUCCCAGAGGAGACUGCUGUGGAAGCUGUGCCUCAUGAUCCAGCUCCUGCUACUUCAACUGCACCAGUCCCUCAGACUUCUGCCCAAGGCAACUAUUUGAAUAUUGUAUUGUGUCUGUUCUCACACUUCAUUCAAAAGUAGCAAAAUGUCCAGUGUACUGACUGAAAACAUUUGAGAAAUUAGGAAAUGGUGGUUUGAGUACUAAUGAUGCUUGAUUGUC
Molecule: messenger RNA, 1600 nt
Organism: Bacillus rossius redtenbacheri
Lineage: Eukaryota; Metazoa; Arthropoda; Insecta; Phasmatodea; Bacillidae
Exons: 2
Coding region: 973-1521 (182 amino acids)
Source: RefSeq, a predicted model, not a curated record